Mangifera indica (mango) is the source of this 3100-nucleotide messenger RNA. Its product is annotated as senescence-associated carboxylesterase 101-like. NCBI's taxonomy places the organism in Eukaryota, Viridiplantae, Streptophyta, Magnoliopsida, Sapindales, Anacardiaceae. Gene Ontology annotation, molecular function: carboxylic ester hydrolase activity. Gene Ontology annotation, biological process: defense response. The record is from RefSeq and is a predicted model, not a curated record.
UAUCAUCUCUAAAUAAUAUGAGAUAUAUAUAUAUAUAUAUGUGUGUGUGUGUGUGUGUGUGUGUGUGUUUUAUUGAUGUAAAGUUAUACAAAUGAUAACCUUGUUUUUUGUAGGGAUUUGUUUAAAACAUUUCUGUAUAAAUGAUAACAUGAUAAAUAUAUUUGUCUCGACAUGAUUAGUCAAGAAAUCUAAACCCACGAAAUGAUUCUGUAAUUUACUUCUCUCACUCUUUCGUCUCUAAAGAGAUACAUAAUUAGUGAUACAUGUAGUUUUUAUAGCAGUAAACUUUUGGCAGAGAUCAAUUUAAUAAGCAUCAAAGCUUUAAAUACUAAAAAUUACAUGUAUGACCGAUGACCUUGAGGCAUUUUGGAGCAACUUCUGUAAGAGGGAAUAUACAAGUAGCUACAAAGAUUCCUUGAGAAGACCAUAUUGGCAUUGUCUCGUUGAAUUUAGCUAAAUGUUUCCCAUUUUCUCCUACAAAUACAGGGAUUCAUUCUCUUCAUUUUAAACAAAGGUACUACUCAAAGUUCAUUCCAUUUCUUGUUGCUGAGUUUCUAAGUCACAUCUCUAAACAACGCUAACAGCAAACCAGAGAAGAAGAGUCCAUCUCCCUUAUAUGUCAAAAACCCACUCUCAGCUACAGCUUUAAAAUCAUUACAUUUUUUAAUUUGCUUUUUAUCUUUCUUAUCUUUGCUUAGCAAUGAAUAAGAGAGUUAGCGAAGUUGGCAGUGAGUUCUAGUCUACUGCGGCAGUCAUGCGGAGUGAGACAAUAAGAUGCAGAGUUUCUCAGGCAUCAAAAGUUCUCAUCAGAGCUUUGGUGCAUCACCCACUUCGACAAUACAGCUUCUUCAAGAAGAAGAGUUGGUUUCAUCAACCUUUCUUCCUCAGUUUCGGUUCUUAUGCUUCGAACGCAAGUCAUCUUUCUCUAUUCACAAAGCUGUAGCGAUCCUUUUGGUUUUCUCCAUAAUCAACUCUUUAACCUCAAAACCCAGGUACGUUUCCCUGUCUUUUCCUUCAAGUUUUAACCUUUCGCUAAUUUUUUGUUGACAUCUCUAAGUUUAUCCUAAUUACUAACAUCCCCUAUAGCGUGAGUAACAUCGCUGACCUCCCUGAAGAUUUUUCUUGCUAAUAUCUUUAUCCUAGAAAGGAAGCUAUAAACUGAUGUUAGUUUAGGAUUAGUAUGUGAGAAUGUGAUGGACUUGCAUUAUUCUUGGUGAUAAUCUUGGCAGAGCCAUAUCUUGUAGCUGCUUAUGAAAUUCUUGCUUUCUCCAUGUGGCUGCAAAGCAAGAUUUGGGCCCAAUGUUGUUUAUUUCACCACAUAAUCCUGAUGCAAUGGACAUUGCUUCCUAAACAGGUGCUUGUAUGUCUUCUGGUACAUUUCUGUUAUGUUCUGCAUACUGACCUACUUGUGUGAGGACCUGAUGCAGUAUCUGAAAUACUGGAGGCAAUGGACCGGAAACGGCUGGAAUCCAAAAUCCUAAUGAAGCUUGGCAGAUAUUUGAUUAUGGAAAACUUGUACAAGAUGUUAUGUCUAUUGUAAUUAUCAAGGGACUUUCCUCAGUGAAUUGGCUGUGGACACGCUACAAGCUGGAAUAGCUUUGCAACUGGAAGCCACUGGAGUUGCCAGAAUACAGGGACAGAAUCAUCCAGUUAUAUUCUUUUAACAUGUUCUUUGAAGCUCUCUGGAUCUCUAAUUAUUAGCCACUCCAUUGGUGGUGGUAACAGCAGAACUCUGUCGACCCUGAGCUGAUUGCUAAAAUGGAAAGAAGGGGUAAGGAUUGUCUGUUGAAAAGAAGAUGGAUUUUGCUCCCUUGAAGAAACUGAAUGACAUGAAAAUACAUAUGGCCAAACUGGAAUGGUAUAAGAAAACUUGUGCAUCUGAUAAGUGAGGCUACUACAAAAUAUUUAUAAGAGCAGGGGAUCAUCACAGAAGGAUAUAGAAGUUUUCUAUAAGAAAUACCUCAACAAUCACUGGGAAAAGAUGGUUGCUGAAGCCAAGAGAAAACCUCAAACAGAAGAGGCUGCCUUCAUGACCCAAUCGCUACAUGGUGGGACAAAUUAUCAUAGGAUGGUUGAACCUCUUGACAUUGCUGAGUACUACAACAAGGGUUUGAGAGGAUACAAAACUAAAGGAAGAUAUAAACAUUUCAUAAGGUUGGAGCAUUGUGAAGAGUAUGUAAUGCAGCAGAUGAAGAAUUAUGCGGUAUCUCUGGAGGUUUUCUUGGCAGGGAGCAGCUGCAGUUUUAUGCAAUGGUGGAGAGAGUAUGAAGAAGUUAUAGGAUUCCUAACUUCACAACUCACUCACUCUAUGAAAAAGGGCCUUUACUAUCAGUAUGGCAAUGGGUCAUAGCUUCUGGGAUGACAUAUGAUUAUUGUUCUUAUGAUCUAUGUGUAUAAAGAAGAAACUUCUCUUCAUUCAUUUUUAUUUCUGGAUGAAGCUGAAAAUCUUCACUAUGUUUAUCUUACUUUCUUCUCAGAAGUGAACUGACAAAUCUUCAUAUACAUUGUCAUUGAAAAUGACAAGAAAGAAAUUGCAACAUCAAGUAGUUGCAGAUAAGAGUGGAGACUCAAUAAAACCAGAUGUAAAGCCACAUGGCUACACUCAGCAUAGCUGGAUUUGUCACUUUCCAUAUAAACGGUUGUAUUAGAUGCAACAUAUCAAUGUGAAGGUGUAACAUCCUUGGUUCAUCCUUAAGCAAUGUGGAACGCACAUACAAAUCUCUUAUCUUUUCUUUACUUUGUCAAUGUGAAGUUUGCCUAAAGAUGUUUCAACAGGUUUGAAAAUUCACCAAUAAGUAACAGCAUAUGGAAAGAAAUCUACUUUAUGAGCUUUUAUGAAUUCAGAGAAAGAUCAAAAUCAGGAUAUAAUAUAACCCUUGUGUACAGUAACAGUUCUUGUUGAAGUUUAACCUGAAAUAGUGGGCAAGAGAGGGGGAUUAUUUGGCCAAAAUGGAAUAUAAAUUCUGGAUGAAGGAAUAUGAAUGAGCUGUUAACGUUGACAACACCAAACCAUUUUUUGUGAAGUGGGACAAUCCUCCACGUGCAGAACUUGGUAUUCCAAAUGCAGAACUGUAACAUUAAUAAAUGUGAUCGUUUUGGA